Messenger RNA from Daktulosphaira vitifoliae (grape phylloxera), 3121 nucleotides. RefSeq lists its product as uncharacterized. The transcript is spliced from 5 exons. The record is from RefSeq and is a predicted model, not a curated record. Gene Ontology annotation, molecular function: protein binding. The coding region runs from base 60 to 3083 and encodes 1007 amino acids. NCBI's taxonomy places the organism in Eukaryota, Metazoa, Arthropoda, Insecta, Hemiptera, Phylloxeridae.
ACAACCAUGUAACUAAAAAAUUUUCAUUUGUUAUACAGAAUUUAACACUUAUAGUAAAAAUGGAGAAUUGGCAAAUUACAUCGGUAUUGUUAUUAAUAUCAUGUUUGAUUUUUAACAAAGCAAUUCAAAAUAAAAAUUCAAAUGAUGAACAAAAAUGGCAAUUAAAAGAGGAUACGACAAAAAUAGCUGCAGAAAAUGGAAAUUUGGAAUUGUUAAAAUAUGCAUUUCAAAAUGGAUGUAAAUGGGAUGAAGGAACAACAGAAGCUGCUGCAAAUAAUGGUCAUUUAGAUUGUUUAAAAUAUGCUUAUGAAAAUGGCUGUAAAUGGAAUCAAUUCAAUAUUGCUACAAGUGCGAUUAGAAAGGGUAAUCUAAAAAUAUUAAAAUAUGUUCACAAAAAUGGAUACGAAUUCAAUGAAUUCACAACUAAUAUGGCUGCAGCUGGUAAGCUAGAAGUGUUAAAAUAUGUCCUUAAACAUGGAUAUCCUUGUAAUGAAAUUACAACUUAUACAGCUGUUUUUAAUAGAAAUCUGAAAAAUUUAAAAUAUUUACAUGAAAAUGGCUGUCCAUGGGAUAAUAGAAUAACUUAUGAGGCAACCAUUCAGGGUGAUAUUAAUCUUUUAAAAUAUGUACAUGAAAAUGGAUGUCCUUGGAAUGAAAGGACAACAGCAGCCGCUGCUUCUAUCGGCAAUUUAGAAUGUUUAAAAUAUACAAUUAAAAAUGGUUGUAAAUGCCAUAAACAUACAACUACUGAGGCAGCUAUAAAAGGUAAUUUAAAAAUGUUAAAAUAUGCACAUGAAAAUAAAUGUCCUUGGGAUGCAAACACAACAGAAGCAGCUGCUUUAUGCGGUAGUAUAGAAUGUUUAAAAUAUGCUUUUGAAAAUGGCUGUGAAUGGGAUAAACGUACAACUACUACUGCUGCCAAAAAAGGUGAUUUAAAUAUGUUAAAAUAUGCCCAUGAAAAUGAAUGUCCCUGGGAUGAAAGCACAACAGAAGCAGCUACUUUAAGCGGUAAUUUAGAAUGUUUAAAAUAUGCUUAUGAAAAUGGCUGUAAAUGGGAUAAACGUACAACUACUGCGGCUGCCAGAAGAGGCGAUUUAAAAAUAUUAAAAUAUGCACAUAAAAAUAAAUGUCCUUGGGAUGAAAACACAACAGAAGCAGCUAUUUUAAGUGGUAAUUUAGAAUGUUUAAAUUAUGUUAUUGUAAAUGGUUGUAAAUGGAAUAAACGUAACACUACUCUGGCUGCCAGAAGAGGUGAUUUAAAAAUAUUAAAAUAUGCACAUGAAAAUGAAUUUGCUUGGGAUGAAAGCACAACAGCAGCCGCUGCUUUUAGCGGUAAAUUAGAAUGUUUAAAAUAUGCAUAUGAAAAUGGUUGUAAAUGGGAUGAACGUACACCUACUACUGCUGCCAGGAUAGGUAAUUUAAAAAUAUUAGAAUAUGCACAUGAAAAUGAAUGUCCUUGGGAUGAAAGCACAACAGAAGCAGCUGCUUUAAUAGGUAAUUUAGAGUGUUUAAAGUAUGCCUAUGAAAAUGGUUGUAAAUGGGAUGAACGUAUACCUACUACUGCUGCCAGGAUAGGUAAUUUAAAAAUAUUAGAAUAUGCACAUGAAAAUGAAUGUCCUUGGGAUGAAAGCACAACAGAAGCAUCUGCUUUAUAUGGUAAUUUAGAAUGUUUAAAAUAUGCUUAUGAAAAUGGCUGUAAAUGGGAUAAACGUACAACUACUGCGGCAGCUAGCAGAGGUGAUUUAAAAAUAUUAAAAUAUGCACAUGAAAAUGAAUGUCCUUGGGAUGAAAGUACAACAGAAGCAGCUGCUUUAAGAGGUAAUUUAGAAUGUUUAAAAUAUGCUUAUGAAAAUGGCUGUAAAUGGGAUAUACGUACAACUACUGCUGCUGCCAGAAUAGGUAAUUUAAAAAUGUUGAAAUAUGCACAUGAAAAUGAUUGUCCCUGGGAUGAAAGUACAACAGAAGUAGCUGCUUUAAGAGGUAAUUUAGAAUGUUUAAAAUAUGCUUUUGACAAUGGCUGUAAAUGGGAUAAACGUACAACUACUGCUGCUGCCAGAAUAGGUGAUUUAAAAAUAUUAAUAUAUGCACAUAAAAAUAAUUGUCCUUGGGAUGAAAGCACAACAGAAGCAGCUGCUUUAAGAGGUAAUUUAGAAUGUUUAAAAUAUGCUUAUGAAAAUGGCUGUAAAUGGGAUAAACGUACAACUACUGCUGCUGCCAGAAUAGGUGAUUUAAAAAUAUUAAUAUAUGCACAUAAAAAUAAUUGUCCUUGGGAUGAAAGCACAACAGAAGCAGCUACUUUAAGCGGUAAUUUAGAAUGUUUAAAAUACGCUUAUGAAAAUGGCUGUAAAUGGGAUAAACGUACAACUAUUGCGGCUGCCAGAAGAGGUGAUUUAAAGAUAUUAAAAUAUGCAUAUGAAAAUGAAUGUCCGUGGGAUGAAAACACAACAGAAGCAGCUGUUUUUAGCGGUAAUUUAGAAUGUUUAAAAUAUGCUUUUGAAAAUGGUUGUAAAUGGUAUGAAGACACAACUCGAGUUGCUGCAGCUAGUGACUGUUUGGACUUCUUGAUGUAUGCUCAUGAAAAGGGAUGUAACUUUGACAGAGAUACAAUAGUAGCAGCAGCAUUGCAUGGGAAUUUAGAUUGUUUAAUAUAUGCUCGAAAACAUGGAUGUGAUUGGGUGGAAGGUACAAUGAGAGGGGCUGCAGCAAAUGGACAUUUAAACUGCCUAAAAUUUGCUCAUGAAAAUGGGUGUAUGUGGGACGAAGGCACAACAAGGGAAGCAGCUGCGAAUAAUCAUAUUAACUGUUUGAUAUUUGCACAUAGUAAUGGGUGUAAAUGGGAUGAAGGAACUAUGAGUGGAGCUGCUGCAAAUGGAAAUUUAAACUGCCUAAAAUAUGUGUAUGAAAAUGAUUGUGAGUGGGACGAAGGCACAACUAGACUUGCUGCUGCAAAUGGUCAAUUUCGUUGCUUAAAAUAUGCUUAUGAAAAUAAUUGUUCUUGGAGUAGCGGUACCAUUUCUGAAGCUGCUCGAAAUGGAUAUACAGAUAUAAUCAACUAUGCUACUAAAAAUGGUUGUCCUAAUUAAUAUUCUGUUGAAAUAUCCAAAUUUUUAUUAUAGUUAUU